AUGCCUGAACAAAGACAGCGCAGGGAUGAGCCGGAGUCUAGCUCCGGCUUCAAGGGGGCCCUUCAGGGUCUGGCUUUCUUCUUACUGACACAGUUCAUCUUCAGUCAAUUCUUUGGUGGACGCCAGCAGAACGAUGCUGGUUCUAGUGGGAAGCCGGGUGGAAUUCCCACCUUCGCAGAUCGUCCAGCUCGCAGCGAAAUUACAGAGUACAGUGCUAUCCCCGACAUGAUAAAUCCGAUUUGGCCUUCCGAUAGUGCCUUGGACAUGAACAUCUACGUCUCGCCAUCGGUCGUACUUCCUACUGUAAAGUCUGGCCCGGCAAGCCAACUUGUGCUCAAUGAGAAGAACUUUACUCUUGGAAACUACAGUGAUACCAGGGAAAUCGAUACUACCAUCAAGAUCCCCAAAGAAGUACAACAGAAUGGUACUCUUUUCGCGCACUUCAUGCUCGGACUUUCUGGGCAUCAGCUUGAUCCCUCGGCCAAAGAUUACAGCACAGACUCUGCAAUUUAUUUCUUUCGCCCGCUUAACCAGUAUCUCCCGAAGAAAAAAGCCAAGAAGCUCAAGAACCUCCUUGCAGGCUCUGACGAAGCUGAAGAAGAGGUGGAAGAGAACACACCGGAAGUCUCCAUCGCAUCGUACUACCACCCGAACUUCACGGUAUCUCUGAUUCCUGAUUCGGGUACCCAGCGAUUCCGUCAGAUUCAUCCGGCUGUCCGGUCGCAGGUGCAGCUAGAGGCAUCUGGCGCAAGAGAUGCCUCCGGAAAGAAUGGAUGGUACUACCCUAUUGUUUACUUGAACACUUUUUGGCAACUUAAGAGUCAUAUGAUGGAACUUAAUUCUACCGUGGAGACCGUGCCUCUUCGCAUUACCCUCAACAACCUGCAGAACUGGAAGUUCAGCAUGAUGGCGAGCGUCGAUGACAGCGCAAAGCAAACUGCUCGACAGGCUGCCUUUGGAGCCUCGACACCGGGCGGUGGUGACGGUACUGAGUUUGAAAUGGUGAAAGAGGUCCUUUUGGAUACGAACAUAUGGCUGCUGGGCACAACUGGUGUCGUGACUAUCCUUCACAUGGUCUUCGAGACUCUGGCCUUCAAGAAUGAUAUUGCUCACUGGCGCAAAAAGAAAGACGUCGUUGGAACGUCCGUUCGUACGAUCUUGGCCAAUGUCUUUAUGCAGGCAGUUGUUUUCCUUUACCUCAUGGAUAACAGUGAUAACACUUCCUGGAUGAUUCUUGCCAGUCAGGGCUUUGGUAUCCUCCUCGAAGCUUGGAAAAUCACAAAGACUGUCGAUGUCCGAUUGCGGCAGCCAUCGCCGAACUCUUUCUUCUCCUUCCUGCCUUUUGUGGUGGUAUUUGAGGACAAACAUAAACUCACCGAGACCGAGCAGAAGACCAAAGAGUACGAUGAAAUCGCGUUCCGCUAUCUCUAUAUCGUUGCCGUACCUCUCCUGGCUGCAUACGCAGUGUACAGCUUGGUCUACAACACCCACAAGUCGUGGUACUCCUACAUUAUUGAAACACUUGUUGGGAGUGUUUAUGCCUACGGUUUCCUGAUGAUGGUCCCCAGCUUGUAUAUCAACUACCGCUUGAAGUCUGUUGCCCAUAUGCCUGGCAAAGCGUUGAUGUACAAGUUCCUGAACACCUUCAUCGACGACCUUUUCGCUUUCACGGUCAAGAUGCCGUGGCUUCACAGGCUUGCGACUCUCCGUGAUGAUGUCAUUUUCUUCGUUUGGCUUUACCAGGGCUGGAAGUACCGGGUUGAUUACACACGUGUGAACGAGUUCGGUCAGGGAGGUGAUAGCGAUGCUGAGGAAGAGCCACCAGCCGUUGACACAAAGGAUGUCAAAGAGAAGACAGAAACACCGGCGUCAUCCCAGGCUUCCGGAAAAGAUGCCUCGAAAUCAUCUACCCGCAAGAGGAAGCUUAUCAUGUCAUCUGAUACAGAUACAGGCGCAGAGCCUAGGCCUACUGGCCUACUAGAUGCAAUCAAGCGUCUUGAGGCGGUUGCUUCCGUGCCUUCUAAGCAACGUGAUACAGAUGCUGGAGAACUGGCUAAAACGAUCGCUACGUACGCGUAUGAGGGCGGUCUUUCCCAGAUCGCGCUUGAGCGUCUGGUUAAAAUUAUCACGAGACGCAGUCAACUUGACCAAGGUACAAUUACUGCACUUAUUAAGAAUCUGUAUCCGGUGGACAGUGUGCCAUCCAGCCUCGUCACGCAGAUUGUGUGUUGUCUUGGUCCUAACAAGAACAACCCAUCACCUGCGACACAAUCUUUACUCUUGCGAUGGCUGAUUAUGGUGCAUGAGUUUCUUGCUGAUAGGUCUCACUUAUCCAAGCUUUAUGCCGUACUUUUUAACCAUCUAGACAUGAUAAGUCUGCGCAAACCUCUAUGCCAUCUUCUUUCCCUAGUCACACGGCGCAAGCAUGUUAAGCCGUUUAGGAUACAAGCCCUUAUGGAACUGGUUGUUACUUCUGGUGGCGAUGAGAGAGAACUUGUUACGCUACUUAAAGUCUUCAAGAACUACUGCCCUGAUGUCAUUGUUGGGGACCUAGGUGUAUCUGGGAGGAAGGGACUGUUCUUCAAGCAUCCAGACCCUGAAUGGUCUAGCCAUGUGAGGCUUCUCCAAGAUACAAACAUGGAAAGGCUACAGGCCACCCAGCCCGCGAAUUUUCAAGUGGUGCACCGAGGAAUAUCGAAGAGAAGCAAGAUGGAGGUUCUGGUACCGGAUGUCCAGACUUCACGUGUCUCCUAUGGGCGCACUUCCUUGGAAGAACUACGUGGUGUUGACCACUUUGUUGACAAGCUUGACAAAAUUGAGUUACCAAACCAGAUCAUAUCGAUGAUUGGAGAUGGUAUCGCCCAAAAAUACUUGUUUCUUGUCCAGCCUAAGUUCGCUAGCCAUCGUUUAGCUGAUUGGUGGAGAAGCUUCUUUAACGAAACCCUGGAGGAUGCUGAAGAGAAAGAUGAGAAACUCGAGUCCUUGAGCUACAUCAUGUCCCUUGCCGUGGGCUAUGUACAAUAUACCAAGGAAAUUCCUCCCCCAGUUGCCACGUUCUUGAAGUCGUAUCUUCUGUCAUGGAACGGCAGAGAUUUGAGAGAGCAAAUAUUCUACCUUCUCGAAUACCUUGACAUCGAGGAUUAUGACUCUGUAAAACAGGAUUUCUUGGUGCCACUCGAACAUGCCGUACUUACAGACAAAAUGUUUCCCAGAUCUAGCCUAUUGGACUUCUAUGCUUCCAUCAUUCGCCAAUGGGGUGUCAAAUUAAGGACCCAGCCAUUCACUUUGGAAGAGUCUAAACCACUGGGCCGUUUGAUCUCACACGCAGAGCUGUUGGCGCUGUCUAUUCUCGAAUGCCCCGCAGCUGUUCAGCAGGCACCUCCUGACAAUAUGGAGAGCCCAAGACCGGCUGCCCUAUCUGUCACUGAAUUUUAUUGUGUUUUAGCUGAAUUGUUUUCGCAUUCACACCUAAAUGGAAACAUCCGUAUUGCGAUUCCAAUGGCUCCCACCGUCUACACACUCAUCUUCACUCCGAUCAGUUCCAUUAUUUCAAUAAUGAGUUCCGUGCUUGCCAGCUAUAAAUCGGCCUUCGAAGCAUCCUUGACUUCUCAGGUACUCCAAACCCCGGGUUCUGCCGAAUCACUCUAUCCAACACAGUUGGUUGGUCAAUUCAAUGGCUACAUUAUGGAUAUUUGUAACCUCAUAUGGCGAAAUCGAGGCCUAAAUGGGGAGGACCCCAACGCAUUAGGCUGUUUGAUACCUGCUCCUACAAUCGCUGCACUCACGCAAUAUGUCCGGGAUGCAACAGACAGCUCUCGAGAAAGGAAGAGAGAGGCAACGUUUACCUAUAAUCUGUCUUCGAUAUUCUCUCUUAGCCAUAAUGUCGCGCUCUGUAAUAUGUCCGCUGCUUGCUUCGCUGAUAUUGAGGAAAGCGAUCUCAGCGAAAAUCAGCCUAGGCUAAAGAGACCAGUGACACAGAAAGCACUCAGUGCCUUGGAGAAGGAAGGCGGUAUUAAGGUAGCUUGGCAGGAAUACAGAGUGCGAAUGUUGGACUGGCUGGAAGGGACAGGAAGUAUUGGCAUUGGAAGCUUGAUGCGGAGCACGAUGAAGGCCUUACGGAAAGAAUGA
This is a messenger RNA of Aspergillus bombycis, 4128 nucleotides long. RefSeq lists its product as uncharacterized. Bases 1 to 4128 code for a protein of 1375 amino acids. The record is from RefSeq and is a predicted model, not a curated record. Lineage: Eukaryota; Fungi; Ascomycota; Eurotiomycetes; Eurotiales; Aspergillaceae. The transcript is spliced from 8 exons. Gene Ontology annotation, cellular component: membrane; endomembrane system; kinetochore.